Moneuplotes crassus is the source of this 1586-nucleotide messenger RNA. The record is from the annotation of a GenBank genome assembly. NCBI's taxonomy places the organism in Eukaryota, Ciliophora, Spirotrichea, Euplotida, Euplotidae.
AAUUAUAAUUAACAAAGAAAAUACAUAUGGAGCCUUCCUCAUUAUACUUAAGUUCUGAAGAUUCUAGUGUAGUUUCAGAAGUUGCUGGUGAUAGUGAUCCUAAUAACCCCAUUCAAGAUCCAGUACCUCAAGAUUUCAAACCAGAGAUGAAGAAGGUCAAUCAAAUCAUAGCAUAUCUAAAUAAGCUGGAGAAUUACCUUGAAAAUUUAGAUAGUGAAUCUGGAGAUGAAGAGGAUACUUCUAUUAUAGCAUGAAAACAACUACUAAAAACAAUUAAGGAAAAUAUAGAAACUCAAUGUAAAAAAUUAAAGGAAAAAAUCUUAAAGAACCCAAAAUAUAUCAACUGAUAUAAAAACUUGUCUAAAAUAUUGGAAGAAAUCGAAACUAAUGAGGUCAUCCAAAAAAUAAGUUCUAAAAUGCAUUUAGAGCAAUCUCUCGAAGCAGACCAAGAUACUAGUAAUAAAUUGGAAGAAGAGAAGAAGGAAAUUUCUAAAGAAGUUAAAGAACUCAAAAAGAAGCAAUAUCUCGUAAAUAGAAUUGUGAAUGGGGUCAAAAACAAUCGCAUUGCAGAUGAAGACCUUGAAAAAUUAAAGACAUUAUCAAAUGAAAGUGAGCGCAAGCUAUUUGAUAUUAGUGAUAAACAAACCCAUUCAAACCAGAGAAAUUUAGAUAAACUUACUGAAAAGCACAACGGCUCUAAACAUCCGAAAUCCUUAGCAAAUGCUCAAAGGAAAAGGAAAGAGCAAGGAGAGCCUAGAGGAAGAAGACAUGGAAAAAGACAGAAAUUACAAGAGAAUGAAGAAGAUUUUCAGAAGCCUUAUAUUAACAAGAGGGAAAGUAAUUAUCCAAGAGAAGAGACAAAAGAUGAUUAUCAUUAUCGAGCCUGUAACCCAGGAUAUCUAAAUCACAAAGAUAAAGAAAAAGAUUCUGAAGACAAUGAUCCAUCAGAUAAGAUAGAUUUUAAGGAAAAUCUUGAUAAACCAAUUGGUCCUAAUCACUCUGAAAGAGGAUUAUUAGGUAAUUCUUAUCCUCCAAAAGAAGGAACAGAUGUUUCUUAUGACUUAUCAAACACUGAUGACAAUGAUUUCAUUACAAAUUGCAAAGAAAAGCUACCUAAUCUGAAAUCCCUUGAAUUAGUAUUGACCGAAAUUGUGGGUCAGAAAUUUGGCGACUUCAUCACUGAUUAUUUUCCUGAAAAGGUUAACUAUUUAAAGUUUUCAGGAAAAAGAGGAAUAACAAAGAUGGCAUUGGACACUUAUGUUUCCUUGAUAAUACUAGCGAGCAAGGCCACAAGAGAAAAGUUAGAAAUUUUUAACUUUACUGUUAAGGAGGAAAACUUUUCACAACUACUUGCUGUAUGUAGAAAAGGAAAACAAGUUUAUUUGUCAUCUUGCAGUAUCGAAAUCAAGCCCAACACUGACUUCAACACCUUAAGAUCCUCCCUCGAAUCACAAGGCCUGACUCUAAACCCUGGUUGCUUCCUCUCCAAUCCAAGCCCCGUCAGCUCCUUCAAUCCCUUCUUCCAAUUCAGCAACGCUGCAGCCCCAAGUGGCCAAUCUUCCUCAAAGAAAAGCUUUUUCUAGUAC